This is a messenger RNA of Ogataea philodendri, 504 nucleotides long. RefSeq lists its product as uncharacterized. Gene Ontology annotation, cellular component: cytosol; endoplasmic reticulum. The coding region runs from base 1 to 504 and encodes 167 amino acids. NCBI's taxonomy places the organism in Eukaryota, Fungi, Ascomycota, Pichiomycetes, Pichiales, Pichiaceae. The record is from RefSeq and is a predicted model, not a curated record. The transcript has a single exon.
AUGGCACCUAAAGUCUCCACUGCCCAGCGGCGGCUUCUUAGGGAGUUUCAGGAGCUGACACGUUCUCCCACCGACGGAAUUGUUGCCGGACCUAUUAGUGAGGAUAAUCUGUUCAAGUGGAGGUGUCUUUUAGAAGGUCCUCCAAGCACGAUCUACGAGAAUGGGGUUUUCGAGGCAGAGAUGGAUUUCCCCUCCGAUUAUCCACUGUCCCCACCAAAACUCAAGUUCAAGUCACAGAUUCUCCACCCAAACAUCUACAAAGACGGUACCGUGUGCAUCAGCAUUCUCCACCCUCCAGGUGACGACCCGAUGCAGUACGAAUCGGCGGACGAGAGAUGGGGGCCCUUGCAAAGUGUCGAGAAGAUCCUGCUGAGUGUGUGUUCGAUGUUGGCCGAGCCUAACCCAAACUCGCCGGCAGAUGUGGACGCUGCGAAGCUGUGGCGCGAGGACAGAGACCGCUUCAACCAGAUUGUGCAGGCACAGGUUCUCAAGACGCUGGAGUAA